AUGUUGAGGAAGUGCUUGAUUGUAAUUGGUCGACCCCUGCAUUGGUUUGUAAGAGGACGCAAUUUACGCAAAACUGGAUGCAUGUCGGACGAUUGGACUCGGACUUAUCGGAGUUUCCAUUACCAUUGUGGUUUAGCUGAUCUUACAUCUAACAAGUCGGAACCACAUCAUACAUCCCGUCAACGGAUGUCAUGUUUAGACAAUCCCCAUCACGUAUCUCAACCUAUUGUUGAUCUCACCUUCCACCUUCGGCAGCCCUGCGGUUCCGAAUCCAGACUUCACGCAACCCACAAGCCUCAAGCGUGUAUUUGA
Laccaria bicolor S238N-H82 is the source of this 312-nucleotide messenger RNA. RefSeq lists its product as uncharacterized. The record is from RefSeq and is a predicted model, not a curated record. Lineage: Eukaryota; Fungi; Basidiomycota; Agaricomycetes; Agaricales; Hydnangiaceae. The transcript has 4 exons. The coding region runs from base 1 to 312 and encodes 103 amino acids.